This is a messenger RNA of Silurus meridionalis, 1337 nucleotides long. It is a transcript of the gene mrps35, whose product is annotated as mitochondrial ribosomal protein S35. The coding region runs from base 104 to 1111 and encodes 335 amino acids. Gene Ontology annotation, biological process: mitochondrial translation. Lineage: Eukaryota; Metazoa; Chordata; Actinopteri; Siluriformes; Siluridae. The record is from RefSeq and is a predicted model, not a curated record. Gene Ontology annotation, cellular component: mitochondrial small ribosomal subunit. The transcript is spliced from 8 exons. Gene Ontology annotation, molecular function: structural constituent of ribosome.
CUUCUCGCUGUAAACGUUAAAGUACCCGGAUGAGGAAGUGAUUUGCUGCUCAGCGCAUGUGCACGCCUUUGGACGUUGUGUGACAUUCCCGGGCACGCGCACCAUGGCGACGUCUGCACUCGGCCCCGUGAUGUCGCGUUUAAUGAAGUUCAACUGUAGUAGAAGCGGAUUUUAUCCGCUUGCUGUCAUUCAGCACACAGCUGCAUACUCUAUUGCACUGUCUACUAGUAAUAGAGCUGAGAACCAGGUCCGAGGCGGUCGGGCUCAGAGGAAACCGAGACGUGCGGCUGGAGAACCACGCACACAGCGGAUGGAAGUGGAUCAGGACUGGACUGCAGUCUUUCCCACUGCCAAGUCUUUUAAACCCGACGCGGUGCCGCUCCCAGUGCGUAUGGGCUACCCGGUAAAAAGAGGGGUUCCUCCAGAGAAAAAGGGCAAUCUUGAACUCCUAAAGGUUCCAAACUUCUUACACUUAACUCCAGCUGCCAUCAAGAAACAUUGUGAAGCCCUCAAACAGUUCUGCACCGAGUGGCCUGCUGCUCUGGACUCUGAGGCUAAGUGUAUGGACCAUUUCCCCAUCCAGAUUCAGACUAAGGACUACGUAUCUUCUGGACCAUCGCUCAGGAACCCAGACACUCGAAUUGUCACCCUCACCGUAAAGCUGUCCAGUUUGAAUCUCGAUGAUCACGCCAGGAAGAAAAUGAUCAAGCUCAGUGGAGAACGCUACAACAAAGAUACCGACAUACUCACCAUUACCACUGAAAGUUGUCCACUAAGGCAGCAGAACUAUGACUAUGCCAUGUACCUGCUCACUGUACUGUACCAUGAGUCCUGGAAAACGGAGGCGUGGGAGAAAGACAAGACACGCGCCGACAUGGAGGAGUACGUUUGGGAGGACAGCCCCUCUCAGAAGAACGUUUUAGAAACCUUAUUGCACAUGCAUUCGCUCAAGGAGAAACCAGAGGAUGAAGGAGCCGUACGGGAGGAGCUGCUGAGACGGACGGAGGUGCAGGAGUACAAAAACUCCGUGACCAAGCUCAAGAACGAGGGAGAGACCGAGAGCAACAUGCUGCAGUACAAAGAGGCUGUGAAGAAGCUGCUGAAUAUCUAAAUCUGUACAUUUUAGCGAGGAGUUGGCUUUCAGUUUUCCCUGUUUUAGUCAUAUAAUGCGAUUUAUGUUCAUAUGGUGGAUCUUAAUAUAAGCCAUCAUUUCGAAUCGCUUGAUGCGUAUGGACUUUGGUCUGCAAAGAACCUUCAUUCUUUGCUGUGUUUUUGUUUAUCGGUUUUGUAAAUACCAUCUCUAUUAACAGUAAAUAAAAUCAAUUCCUUCAAAUAUA